CCCUGAUCGGCAUUUAUCCUGCUCUACAACAUGAUUUACAAGACACUGUACCCGGUGUAUGAUUCCUCAAUCUAGCCUUCGGCCCAUUUACCAUACCAAAGGACCAUUAUCCUACCAACUAGAUCCGACGAGUCGCAAGAAACCAUUUCUCUGGGUCUCAGGACCGACUUUUGACCAACUUCUCCGAAUGCAACCAUGGCAUCUCGUCAUCCCUACGCAUCUAGCGUAUCGCAAGUCCUCCGGGAAUUAGAGGAGUUCCAGACCAUGGACUAUGAGAGCACCUAUUAUGGCUUUGAUGGAGACCUCCUGCUGGCUGACUUGGAUCAGGCCGAUCGCUGGGGAACGUUCGCGAACAAUAAUGAGCCGAAUCACGACCCAUCCUCCGCAGUUCAAAGGCCUACAAAGAAACAAAGGACAGAUCGAUCGAUGCAUGAGGGUGCUAUCCCAGCAGUGCACACUCCGCACCGCAACACUGACCUAGACUCAAAUGCCGUGCAACAACAACAACAACAAAGAGCUCUAAAGGGUCCUCCUGUGCUCAUUGAUCUUACAGAAGAUGAUCACCCGCUAACCGAGAUCUUGGAGAUCUUCCCAGACAUUGAUCCUGUUUAUUUAAAGGGUCUGAUCGAUCGCCAUCUUGCGCUGGUGUCUCAAGCAAAGACAGAGAUUCUGCUCACUGCCACUGAUAAAGACUUAGCAAAAGGCGCUGUCAUCGAAGAAAUCCUUCAGAACCCUUCUUACCCCGAGAAGCAGAAGAGGCUUAAGAGAACACUUGACGAGCGUGACUCAGCCCCCAAGAAGGAAGACGAUAUUCAGAAGUGGCUAAAGGCUAUUCCUCAAAGAGGAAGUCCUCUGUACCUUGAGAUCACUGCUCGGUUGUUGGCGAUUGAAUUCCCUACUGUGCCCUGGCCAUAUAUCCAGAACCUCGCCCUGCACAAAAGAGAGUUAUACGCUGCAUAUCUCAGUCUGUACGCCCUGGAAGACCCUUCGGCCAAGUCAUCCAAGCCUUACACGAACGAACGGAAACGCAAUCCUCGCUCACAUACAAGCCUGUACAUGUCAUACCCGGAAACUCUACCGAUCAUGCAAGACCUCAAACGCGAGCUCAAGGCGGCUGCAGAAGCUGCAAAGCAGACUAAGGAGAUGAAUGCAGCGGUCCUCCGUACCAACUUCGAAGAUGUUGACGACAAGGAAGCCGAAGAGCGUAACAUUCGAACGGGAAACCUGGUAGAAUGCCAGUGCUGUUUCGAAGAGGUCCCCGCGAAUAAAGCCUUGCCGUGUGAGGGACUUGAGGUUCAUUUCUUCUGCUAUACUUGCAUGAAGUCGUCGGCAGAGACACAAAUCGGGAUGAUGAGGUACAAGCUACAAUGCUUUGACGGGAGUGGAUGUCAGGCAAAAUUUGAUCGCUACGGGCUUGAACGUGCCUUGGGAGCGAAGAUCAUGCAAAAGCUCGAUGCUCUGCAGCAGCAGGACGAGAUAGAGCAAGCCGGGCUGGAGGGCCUUGAGUCCUGUCCUUUCUGCGACUUCCAGGCGAUAUGUGCUCCCGCCGAUGAGGAUCGAGAGUUUCGAUGCAGGAACCCUGACUGCGAAGUGGUUAGCUGUCGCUUGUGUAAGGAGAAAAGUCAUCUCCCGAGCAGCUGCGAUGAGGCUAGGAAAGACAAGCGACUCCCAUACCGCCACCGCGUGGAGGAGGCUCUGAGUGAGGCACUCAUUCGACCUUGUCCAUCCUGCAAGGUCAAGAUUGUUAAGACUGAUGGCUGCAACAAGAUGACCUGCUCGAAAUGCGGGACUCAGAUGUGCUAUGUCUGCAACGUCAAACUCGGUGCCACCUACGAGCACUUCAACCGACCGCCAAACCAUUGCCGCUUGUGGGACCAGAAUGAAAGAUUCCCACUUGGAAGACAGGUUGAACAAGAAAUUGAGCAAGUCGAAGCAGAUGCUAUCGCCAAGAUUCUGGCAGAGAACCCUGAUGUCACCGAGGAAGAGAUCCGAGUCGACCACAAAAUCGGAAUGCAAGGCCUCCUCCGCCAGAUCGCGCGCGUCAGCCUGUUCAAGCUCAGGUUCGCCUCAAUAUUCAGGUCCCUCGGAUUCCACAGCCAAACCGGCCGCGUCAACCUAUGCAAGCGCCGCAGCACAUACAAGCGCCUCGGGUCAUACGGCAAGCUGAUCCUGCUAACGUCCCCUUCAGAGAACCUUACAACAACCACGUGCAAGCUCAGACAAAUCGAGAGCCACCCGACAGAAAUUACUAUGCCAACAGAAUACAAGAUGUUUACGCCGGCGGACUUCCUUGGAACGCUCCUGGCAACAAUUACCCUCUUACCAAUCCACAAAUAA
This is a messenger RNA of Aspergillus aculeatus ATCC 16872, 2337 nucleotides long. RefSeq names its product E3 ubiquitin-protein ligase RNF216. The transcript is spliced from 4 exons. NCBI's taxonomy places the organism in Eukaryota, Fungi, Ascomycota, Eurotiomycetes, Eurotiales, Aspergillaceae. Gene Ontology annotation, molecular function: zinc ion binding. Bases 196 to 2337 code for a protein of 713 amino acids. The record is from RefSeq and is a predicted model, not a curated record.